Camellia sinensis is the source of this 2489-nucleotide messenger RNA. The record is from RefSeq and is a predicted model, not a curated record. NCBI's taxonomy places the organism in Eukaryota, Viridiplantae, Streptophyta, Magnoliopsida, Ericales, Theaceae.
ACUUCGACUUGAAAGAGCCCAUCUUUUCAUGUCUAUUGACAUUGAUGGUUGAUAUGUCACUUGGCUUUGUUCAUGUCCUCUUUUGACCCUUUAUUUUUUAUAUUCUCCUGUUUAAUAGCAGUGUGUGUGCACUGGGUUUUGAUUUAAACUUGCAUCUGAGAAAGAUAGAUAGAGAGAGAGAGAGAGUGAGAGAGAAUGGGGUCUCUAGGAGGUGAAGUUGCAAACAAAGCAAUGUGGCUCUAUCCAAAGGUUAUGGGUUUUAACCCUACUGAGAGAUGGGGGCACUCUUCUUGCUACUCUGAUGGAUCUAUCUAUGUCUUUGGGGGAUGUUGUGGAGGUCUGCAUUUCAGCGAUGUCAUCAUGAUGAAUCUUGAUACAAUGGCUUGGAACACUUUAGUAACCACGGGCCACGGGCCGGGCCCAAGAGACAGCCACAGUGCUGUCCUUGUUGGGCACCGGAUGAUAGUAUUUGGCGGCACAAAUGGUUCUAAGAAAGUCAACGACCUUCAUAUAUUGGAUCUCAGUUCUCGGGAGUGGACCAAACCUGAUUGCAAAGGGAUCCCGCCUUCCCCUCGUGAAAGUCACACCGCCACACUUGUUAGUGAUGACAAGUUAGUGAUAUUUGGGGGAAGUGGCGAAGGUGACACAAAUUAUCUGAAUGACUUGCAUGUUUUAGACCUCAAGACCAUGAGGUGGACUUCCCCCGAGGUCAAGGGUAAUGUUCCUGUGCCUCGGGAUAGUCACACUGCUGUUGCUGUAGGGAACACGGUUUUUGUUUAUGGUGGAGAUUGUGGUGAUCGUUAUGAAGGUGAUAUUAAUAUGCUUGACAUGGACACAUUGACUUGGUCCCGGUUGGUAGUUCAAGGAUCUUCGCCUGGUGUUCGAGCAGGCCAUGCGGCUGUGAAUAUUGGACCCAAGGUCUAUGUCAUUGGAGGGGUCGGCGAUAAGCAAUAUUACAAUGAUGUUUGGGUACUUGAUGUGAGUACCUGUUCGUGGACUCAGCUUGAGAUACGUGGCCAACAACCACAAGGGCGGUUUUCUCAUACAGCCAUUUUUAGUGAGACAGACAUUGUCAUCUACGGCGGUUGUGGGGAAGAUGAGCAUCCUGUCAAUGAGUUAAUUGUCUUGCAGCUUGGAGCUGAACAUCCCAAUGGGCGUUACAACAUUUCCUUGUGCAAAAUUUUUGGAAACCAUUGUAACCAAGAAAAAAGACGGCUUUCAAGAGAAGCAAGGAAUAAAUCGCAGAGGACCAUAUUGUUGGGGAAUAAUGGAGAUGUAGUCGGAAAGAAAGCUCGUGAACCGGAAUUAGUGUCAAAGCAGCCUUUACAAAUUAAUUCAGAUGCUUUGCAUCCUAAGAGGAAAAGAACAAGCAAUUCAAAGAUAUGGGAGAUAGAAUCAGAACCCGAAGAGCAUUCUCUUUCGUUGUCCCAACACUCAUCUCCAUCACAAUCUGAUCAAGAACAGACCCCAGUCAAAAAAGCCGCUCAUUCAGUCAUUGCUUCUCAAGUAUUUCCUCUAUUUAAGCAACAAAAUCAGACACCAAGCAAUGGCCAUUCUAACAAUGCCCCAAGUAACCAAGUGAACCCUAAAAAUUUUGUUCAAAGGAGUCCACAGGAUUUCCAUUUCUUGAAAGAACACCCAAACCAGCCAAACUCUGAACAGUAUCUUCGUGUUGUUCAUAUGGGGAGACAUGAAGCACAAUACCUAGCCACCGAACAGAAACCCUUGGAGGCGGGACCCUUCCAAAACUUGGUUGGCGCUGAGAUUCGAGGUAAAAUUGAUGGAGCUUUCGACUCUGGUUACCUUAUGACAGCAACUGUCAACGGAAGGAUUUUUAGAGGCGUCCUAUUUGCUCCAGGACCCGAGGUUGUCUCAAGAGGUGCCACUCUAGGUCAAAACCCCUCAACCCUAUCUAGCCAGAGAGCUAAUGUUGCUCAACCGUGCGCUCCACACGUGAACCACGUCAGUCCCACUUUUAUAAGGCAUCCACGGCAACCAACAACACAUUCUGUGCCGGAAUCGGGCCAGAACCUCCGGCAAGCUCAUAUUGCUCGACCGUCUCCGGUCAUUAGAGCUGCUUCAUCUAUAGGCAAAGAGCCCAAGCUCAGAAUUGAUCUUCAAGGAGUGGAUUUGACACUGGGAAGUCCUGGAACUGGUCAUGGUGGAUCGUAGUUAGGUGAAUAUGAACACGCGUGUUUGAUGACUGAAAACCAGCUCAGUUCGUGGUUUUUUUUUUUUUUGGGUGGUAAUAUCUUGAUUUAGAGUGAAUUUUAUUUUUCUUCUCAGAUAUGGUUCCAAAGUUCAGGCUUUUGAGAGUUAGGUAAGUUGGUCUGCAGUUAAAUCUUCCUUGAUCAGUGGUUGAUCCAAAUGCUGUUAGCUUAUGUAUUAUGAUAUUUGUAGUUUUUUUUAUUUAUUUAUUAUUAUUAUUAAGAUUGCUCAUGUAUAUUGCUAUCUAUUUACGGGGAGAAAAUCUAUAGGAGUAUAUUUCA